AUGGAGAAGGCAAAGGAAUGCAUCAUGAAAACAUUUCUUAAUGAUGAGAGCAAGUACAAUGAUGUUUUUAAAAUCAUUGACAAUAGAUGGAAUUGCCAACUUCAUCGUCCGUUGCAUGCAGCCGGUCAUUUUCUAAAUCCCGAGUUGUUUUAUGAUAACCCUCGGAUUGAGCUGGAUUUAGAAGUUACAAAGGGGUGGUUUGAGUGCAUCACUAGAUUGGUGCCAAGUCAAGUUGUGCAACAGAAGAGAUUGGAGGAGCAAGCAUUAUACAAGGCCGGCUAUGGACUUUUUGGAUUAGAUUUUACAAAAUCUCAAAGGAAAAAGAUUUCACUUGCUCCAAACAUGCGAGACCUUGCUAUCAAGAUCUUGAGCUUGACUUGUAGUACUUCUGGAUGUGAGCGCAAUUGGAGUAUAUUUGAGCACAUUCAUACUAAGAAAAGAAAUAGGCUUGAUCGUGAAAGGAUGGAGAGUUUAGUCUUCAUAAAGUAUAACCAACAACUCAUCAAGAGGUACAACCUUAAAGAUGAAGUUGACCCUAUUGCACUCAAUGAUAUUAAUGUGUGUAAUGAGUGGUUAGUGGGAGAAAUUAGGACUGCCACCUUUCGAGAUGAUAGUGUGGAUGAUGAUGCUGAUUUGGUUCAUCAAGAUGACAACACUUUGAGUUGGAACCUUAUUUUUGAAGCAAUGGGAGGACAUGAGCCUACAACAAAUACUAGAAGACAACAAAAUAGAAAAAGAAAAGAACCUACAACUGCAAGAGGUGGUGCAAAGGGUGGACCAAGUGGGUCUAAGGCUUCAAAAAAAGGAAAAGGAAAGGCAGUAAUUAUGGAAGAGGAAGAACCAGAAUUUGAAAAUGAAGAGGAUUCUGAAAAUGAAGAAGAACAAGAAGAGGAGAUUCAAUUCAAUGAUACCGAAUCAGAGGAUGAUGAGGGGACAGAGGGACAUGAUAAUAAUUGUGUUAAUUUGGAUGAAUUUAAUGAGAGCUAG
Molecule: messenger RNA, 987 nt
Organism: Arachis ipaensis
Lineage: Eukaryota; Viridiplantae; Streptophyta; Magnoliopsida; Fabales; Fabaceae
Source: RefSeq, a predicted model, not a curated record